AUGAAGGAAGAUCCAUCAAAAUCAGAUCAUGAUGUCGAAAUGAUGGAAGAUGAGGAAACAGACGAAACUUCUGUUAAAGCUCCCAAGAAAAAGGUUUAUAUUCCCGGUACGAGCCGUCCACUGCGUGAAGAUGAGGAAUGGGAUUUUGAUCCCGAAGCAUAUCAAUGGCCGUGUCUCAGCUUUGACAUAAUACCAGAUGAUCUCGGCUGUGAUCGCACAGGCUUUCCAAUGAGUUGCUUUUUGGUUGGUGGAACACAAGCCGAAAAAGCAACCAGUAAUGAAUUACUCGUGAUGAAGUUGUCAAAUUUAAAUCCAAUCACAGAUGAACAGUCAUCAGAUAGUGAAGGCGAAGUUGAAGAAAGUGCUCAUAUUAAACAACCAAUGUUUCAUGCUGCUGCUAUCCCUCACAUUGGAACUGUCAAUCGCUUAAAGACGACUACUAUUGGUCAAAGCAAAGUUUGUAGUGCAUUCAGUAGCCAAGGAAAAGUAACAUUAUGGAACCUUACUCAAGCUGUUGAUGAAUUAAAUAAUAUAGAAAGAAACGAUCGUAUCAUCAAGCGCCCCAGAGAUCGACCUUUGUUUUCAUUUGUUGGUCAUCAGGCAGAAGGAUAUGCCUUGUCGUGGUCACCACUAAAAAUGGGUAGACAUGCAUCGGGUGACAGUAGGCACAAAAUACAUUUAUGGACAAUGGCUGAGGGUGGCCAGUGGGUUGUUGACCAGAAACCUUUUCAAAAGCAUAAAGAUUCAAUAGAAGACCUUUGCUGGUCACCAACGGAUGAAUCAAUUCUCGCUUCUUGUUCAGCUGAUGGCAGCAUAAAACUGUCUGCACCAUCGGAUGCAUGUGUCUGUGACGUUGAAAAUGCGCAUGAAUCACAUGUAAAUGUGAUUUCUUGGAACAAAUCUGAACCUUUGAUAGUGAGCGGAGGUGAUGAUACAGCUAUAAAUGUAUGGACAACUAAGUCCAUGCAGUACAAGGAACCUGUCGCUCGCUUCAAACACCAUAAAGCACCUAUAACGUCAGUAGAAUGGUCUCCUCAUGAAACAACGACAAUGAUGGCAUCUGGCGAAGAUGACCAAGUUACUAUUUGGGACAUGGCUCUUGAAGCUGACUCACCUAAUGAAGCAUACGAUAUACCUCCACAGUUAUUAUUUGUUCACAUGGGUCAAAAAGAAAUUAAGGAGGUACACUGGCACAAUCAAAUCCAAGGUUUCGCAGCCACAACUGCUUUAUCGGGUUUUAACUUGUUCAAACCAAUCAAUUUGUAA
Messenger RNA from Thelazia callipaeda (thelaziosis nematode), 1266 nucleotides. The record is from the annotation of a GenBank genome assembly. Lineage: Eukaryota; Metazoa; Nematoda; Chromadorea; Rhabditida; Thelaziidae.